AGGGGCCUGUCGGGGAAGCCGCAGGUAGCCCCGUGGGGUAGCCGCUCUGUUGGCUUCUCGCCGGGAAGAAGAAGCGGGGAAACGCCCUGCUUCUCUGCCAGCCUUCCUGAGGAGCCUGGUCUGUCUGCUGGGGUCCGUGGGGGUGGGCAGUGUCCUUCAGGAGAUGAGCCCUGAGGGUUGAGUGGGGCGAAUGGGGGACCUUCCCGGGGAGGGGCUUCUGUAAGGCAUCCCCUGGAACCUCACAGGCACCCAGGAGAGCCCGGAGAAGAGCAGAAGGCGGAGCCAGCUCCAACGUCUUCUCCAUGUUCGAUCAGUCCCAGAUCCAGGAGUUUAAAGAGGCUUUCACCAUCAUGGACCAGAACCGGGAUGGCUUCAUCGACAAGGAGGACCUGAGGGACACCUUUGCUGCCCUGGGCCGCAUCAACGUAAAGAACGAGGAGCUGGAGGCCAUGGUGAAGGAGGCCCCCGGGCCCAUCAACUUCACCGUCUUCCUGACCAUGUUUGGGGAGAAGCUGAAGGGUACGGACCCGGAGGAGACCAUUCUCCACGCCUUCAAUGUGUUCGACACUGAAGGGAAAGGUUUCGUCAAGGCUGAUUUCAUCAAAGAGAAGCUCAUGACGCAGGCAGACCGCUUCAGUGAGGACGAGAUCAAGCAGAUGUUUGCUGCCUUCCCGCCAGAUGUGUGUGGCAAUCUGGACUAUAGGAACCUGUGUUACGUCAUCACGCAUGGCGAAGAGAAGGACUAAAAGGGGACCGCCGACGCCCCCCCCCACCCCAUACACACAUUCAGAGGCAGCAAACACGGGGCUGGGGGUGGGGGAGAGGGGCGGCCGUUGAGGAGCCCCUGCAGCCAACGUGUGUG
This is a messenger RNA of Orcinus orca (killer whale), 862 nucleotides long. RefSeq names its product myosin light chain 10 (gene MYL10). The record is from RefSeq and is a predicted model, not a curated record. The transcript is spliced from 6 exons. Gene Ontology annotation, molecular function: calcium ion binding. NCBI's taxonomy places the organism in Eukaryota, Metazoa, Chordata, Mammalia, Artiodactyla, Delphinidae. Gene Ontology annotation, cellular component: mitochondrion; cytoplasm. Bases 303 to 746 code for a protein of 147 amino acids.